GCCAUUUCUUCGUCUUUCUGAUCUUCCUGCCGACAUCAUGGAGACGGUUGUUCACUGUCCAGCGCAGGGCACGCUGCAAUCAGCCAUGAAGAUGCUGAUUGAUGUGUUUCAGGCUCACGCUCAAGACGACGCCGACAAGUUACACCUGAACAGAUGGGAGAUGAAAGAUCUGUUCAAAAGAGAGCUCCUUGAACUCAUCCAGAACAGCAAGGAACCUUUCAGGUCAUUUGAGAUCAUGGACAAUCUGGACAAGAAUCGAGACUGCAAAGUGGACUUCGAAGAGUUCGUUUCGGUGGCGACCAAGCUCAUUAUGCUCAGCCACCCCUACUUUAACGGGGGCUGCAAUGAGGACUGUGGUGCACCCAGGUGUGGUGUCAGAUAAAACCCUGUAAUCUUUCUGACGCACUCAAAAUGUCAGUCCUCUGCUCUGAAUAUUAAACAUUAAAAUGAUUCAGAAAACA
Molecule: messenger RNA, 461 nt
Organism: Plectropomus leopardus (leopard coralgrouper)
Lineage: Eukaryota; Metazoa; Chordata; Actinopteri; Perciformes; Serranidae
Product: protein S100-A1-like
Molecular function (GO): transition metal ion binding; calcium-dependent protein binding; calcium ion binding
Source: RefSeq, a predicted model, not a curated record